Molecule: messenger RNA, 3235 nt
Organism: Piliocolobus tephrosceles (Ugandan red Colobus)
Lineage: Eukaryota; Metazoa; Chordata; Mammalia; Primates; Cercopithecidae
Gene: GRIN2C
Product: glutamate ionotropic receptor NMDA type subunit 2C
Exons: 12
Coding region: 409-3030 (873 amino acids)
Biological process (GO): monoatomic ion transport
Cellular component (GO): membrane
Molecular function (GO): ligand-gated monoatomic ion channel activity; signaling receptor activity
Source: RefSeq, a predicted model, not a curated record
GCGAGUCCCGACUCUUCCCUCCAGCUCUGCCCCAUCUCCUCUGCCCCAGCCUAAGUCUCUCCCUCCUGCGACCUGGGAGAAUCGGAGUGGGCUUCCAGAGUAGCGGCAUCUUGCAGAUGCUAGCCCGUGCCCGGCUCCCGGGCUUCCAGAGCGCGAAGGGAAGGGUAGGCAGAGAGGGCGCUGGGCGAGCGUGACCUGGCGCUGGGCCCUGGCUGCGCACCAGCCGCCUGCGCCAGUCUCUGGGGGCUUCACCCAGGAUCCCCGACAGCGGGGAGGGGAAGCCCCGAGCCUCCUGUUUCCUGCCUAGGCAGGCAAGGCGGGGACACACGGAGCAAAGACACCAGGCAACCUGAACCUCCAGGUGCGUCCCGCGACCCUGCAAGGAGCUACUGGGACCCUCCGGUGGACAUGGGUGGGGCCCUGGGGCCGGCCCUGUUGCUCACCUCGCUCUUCGGUGCCUGGGCGGGGCCGGGGCCGGGGCAGGGCGAGCAGGGCAUGACGGUGGCCGUGGUGUUUGGCAGCUCAGGGCCGCCCCAGGCCCAGGUCCGUGCCCGCCUCACCCCCCAGAGCUUCCUGGACCUGCCCCUGGAGAUCCAGCCGCUCACAGUGGGGGUCAACAACACCAACCCCAGCAGCCUCCUCACCCAGAUCUGCGGCCUCCUGGGUGCUGCCCGCGUCCACGGCAUUGUCUUUGAGGACAACGUGGGCACCGAGGCGGUGGCCCAGAUCCUUGACUUCAUCUCCUCCCAGACCCAUGUGCCCAUCCUCAGCAUCAGCGGAGGCUCCGCUGUGGUCCUCUCCCCCAAGGAGCCGGGCUCCGCCUUCCUGCAGCUGGGCGUGUCCCUGGAGCAGCAGCUGCAGGUGCUGUUCAAGGUGCUGGAAGAGUACGACUGGAGCGCCUUCGCGGUCAUCACCAGCCUGCACCCGGGCCACGCGCUCUUCCUGGAGGGCGUGCGCGCUGUCGCCGACGCCAGCCACCUGAGCUGGCGGUUGCUGGACGUGGUCACGCUAGAGCUGGGCCCGGGAGGGCCGCGCGCGCGCACCCAGCGCCUGCUGCGCCAGCUCGACGCGCCCGUGUUCGUGGCCUACUGCUCGAGCGAAGAGGCCGAGGUGCUCUUCGCCGAGGCGGCGCAGGCCGGCCUGGUGGGGCCCGGCCACGUGUGGCUGGUGCCCAACCUGGCGCUGGGCAGCACCGAUGCGCCCCCUGCCACCUUUCCCGUGGGCCUCAUCAGUGUCGUCACCGAGAGCUGGCGCCUCAGCCUGCGCCAGAAGGUCCGCGACGGCGUGGCCAUUCUGGCCCUGGGCGCCCACGGCUACCGGCGCCAGCACGGAACCCUGCCAGCCCCGGCCGGGGACUGCCGCGCUCACCCUGGGCCCGUCAGCCCUGCCCGGGAGGCCUUCUACAGGCACCUACUGAAUGUCACCUGGGAGGGCCGAGACUUCUCCUUCAGCCCUGGUGGGUACCUGGUCCAGCCCACCAUGGUGGUGAUCGCCCUCAACCGGCACCGCCUCUGGGAGAUGGUGGGGCGCUGGGAGCAUGGCGUCCUAUACAUGAAGUACCCCGUGUGGCCUCGCUACAGUGCCUCUCUGCAGCCCGUGGUGGACAGUCGGCACCUGACGGUGGCCACGCUGGAAGAGAGGCCCUUUGUCAUUGUGGAGAGCCCUGACCCUGGCACAGGAGGCUGCGUCCCUAACACCGUGCCCUGCCGCAGGCAGAGCAACCACACCUUCAGCAGCGGGGACGUGGCCCCCUACACCAAGCUCUGUUGUAAGGGAUUCUGCAUCGACAUCCUCAAGAAGCUGGCCAGGGUGGUCAAAUUCUCCUACGACCUGUACCUGGUGACCAACGGCAAGCAUGGCAAGCGGGUGCGCGGCGUAUGGAACGGCAUGAUUGGGGAGGUGUACUACAAGCGGGCAGACAUGGCCAUCGGCUCCCUCACCAUCAAUGAGGAGCGCUCCGAGAUCGUAGACUUCUCUGUGCCCUUCGUGGAGACGGGCAUCAGUGUGAUGGUGGCUCGCAGCAAUGGCACCGUCUCCCCCUCGGCCUUCCUGGAGCCAUACAGCCCUGCAGUAUGGGUGAUGAUGUUUGUCAUGUGCCUCACCGUGGUGGCCAUCACCGUCUUCAUGUUCGAGUACUUCAGCCCCGUCAGCUACAACCAGAACCUCACUAGAGGCAAGAAGUCCGGGGGCCCAUCUUUCACCAUCGGCAAGUCCGUGUGGCUGCUGUGGGCGCUGGUCUUCAACAACUCGGUGCCGAUCGAGAACCCGCGGGGCACCACCAGCAAGAUCAUGGUUCUGGUCUGGGCCUUCUUUGCUGUCAUCUUCCUCGCCAGCUACACGGCCAACCUGGCCGCCUUCAUGAUCCAGGAGCAAUACAUCGACACUGUGUCGGGCCUCAGUGACAAGAAGUUUCAGCGGCCUCAAGAUCAGUACCCACCUUUCCGCUUUGGCACGGUGCCCAACGGCAGCACAGAGCGGAACAUCCGCAGUAACUACCGUGACAUGCACACCCACAUGGUCAAGUUCAACCAGCGCUCGGUGGAGGAUGCGCUCACCAGCCUCAAGAUGGGGAAGCUGGAUGCCUUCAUCUAUGAUGCUGCUGUCCUCAACUACAUGGCAGGCAAGGACGAGGGCUGCAAGCUGGUCACCAUUGGGUCUGGCAAGGUCUUUGCCACCACUGGCUACGGCAUCGCCAUGCAGAAGGACUCCCACUGGAAGCGGGCCAUAGACCUGGCGCUCCUGCAGUUCCUGGGGGACGGAGAGACACAGAAACUGGAGACAGUGUGGCUCUCGGGGAUCUGCCAGAAUGAGAAGAACGAGGUGAUGAGCAGCAAGCUGGACAUCGACAACAUGGCAGGUGUCUUCUACAUGCUGCUGGUGGCCAUGGGGCUGGCCCUGCUGGUCUUCGCCUGGGAGCACCUGGUCUACUGGAAGCUGCGCCACUCGGUGCCCAACACAUCCCAGCUGGACUUCCUGCUGGCUUUCAGCAGGGUGGGUGCCCGUCCCUCCCCACACAAGCCAAAGCUUUAAGGGCACCUACCCAGAUAAGUACAGGCUGGCCAUGGCCCAUUCCCAGAGGUAAAACCAAGGUUCUGGCCGGGCUCGUGGCUCAUGCCUGUAAUCUCAACAGUUUGAGAGGCUUAGGCCAGUGGAUCCCUUGAGUCCAGAAGUUCGAGACCAGCCUGGGCAACAUGGCAAAACCCCAUCUCUACAGAAAAUAAAAGAAUGAGCUGGG